AUGUUGCUAGCAGUAUAUCGAGCAUAUGAAAGAGCUCUAGUAAAAUAUCCGUUUUUAACGCAAGCUUCAAGUGCUGGAGCAUUAGCAGCAAUGGCUGAUAUGUUAACUCAAAAUUUUGUUGAAAAACGUUGGCAAAAAGGGAACUACAAUCCGGCAAGAACAAUACGUUUUUCUGCUCUCAUUCUUUUCUGGAUUGCUCCUAUAACUUAUCGAUGGUUUUUAUUACUUGAAAAAGUGAAAGGUAAAGCAAAUUUGCUACCGUUGAAACGGAUGAUUCUUGAUCAGUCCUUAGCAGCACCGCUAUUUACGUUUAGUUUUAUCACAAAUUUGCAUAUAUUGGAAGGCAAUUCUCCACAUGAUGCAUUGGAAAAAGCAAAGAAAGAUAUUGUUCCAGUUAUGAAAACUAAUUAUAAAGCAGGAUUUCUCUUUUUUGUUUGA
Molecule: messenger RNA, 438 nt
Organism: Brugia malayi
Lineage: Eukaryota; Metazoa; Nematoda; Chromadorea; Rhabditida; Onchocercidae
Exons: 4
Coding region: 1-438 (145 amino acids)
Cellular component (GO): membrane; cytoplasm
Source: RefSeq, a predicted model, not a curated record